AUGUCAACAGAAAAUUCCCCAUUACCACAUUCUCUGAAAAAAUGUGGAUUACCAGCUGAAAUAGAUUUUACUCUAAAUGGUGUUAGAACAACUUUCCAUAUUGAAAACUCGACAGUUAUACCGAAGUAUUGUUAUGCUUAUAGAAUAUUAUUUGACAAAGUUAGAAUCCCUCCGAUAAUCACUUCCAUUGAAGAAGGCGCAUUUAAAGACACAAAUGUUCAUUACAUUGACAUUCCAAUAACAGUCACUUCAAUUGGGUCUUCAGUCUUUGCCAAUUGUGAAUUACAAGAACUCAAAAUCCCGAAGUCCAUUCUUGAAAUAUCAGAAGGACUUGCUUGCAACUGUAAACUUCAAAGAGUGACAUUCCAUUCACAUCUUACUUCGAUUCAAAGUAAUGCAUUUAGUUGUUGCAAACUUGUGAAUGUCACCAUUCCAAAUUCUGUUAUUUACAUAGGAGCCAACGCAUUUUCUUCUAACAGCAAUUUGAACGAAUUUUACUUCCCAAAAAAUAUGAAGGAAAUUUCAGAAGGUGUUUUAAAGUCAUGCUUCAAACUGACCAAAGUCCAACUUCCAGUGGAAGUUACUUGUAUACGUAAAACGGCCUUUAUGGACUGUGAAAAAUUGAUAAAUAUAAAAAUACCAAAAACAGUUGAAUUAGUUGAGGAAAAGGCCUUUUGGGGGUGUAAAAACGUCAAAGAAUUAAUUUUCAACGAAACGUGUAUUUUAAAAAACGAAGCAAUAGCAUUGUGCACAUCAUUGACAAAUUUAAUUGUUCCAAAUGUUAAUAAAAAAAAUUAUAAAUGCCGUCGGGUAUGA
Molecule: messenger RNA, 816 nt
Organism: Entamoeba invadens IP1
Lineage: Eukaryota; Evosea; Mastigamoebida; Endamoebidae
Exons: 1
Coding region: 1-816 (271 amino acids)
Source: RefSeq, a predicted model, not a curated record